UUAAAUCUUAAGGAGGCAAAAAUAUGACCGAACCAACAUCGUGGACCACGCGACCGAAAUCUCUUGAAAAAUUGACGUUGCUUGACAAGGUGUGGCGUUACAAGGGCGAGGGAAACGCUAACGUGGUUUUGUCUGUGCCCGUCGACGGAACAGUGGUGCGGGUGAUGAAAGAGGGUGAUGGCGGCAGUGAAAGUGCGGCGGCGGCAGCCGAAACACUAUCCUUACGGUUGCGCUUUUGCGACACCGUCAGACGUACAUUCUUCGGCGGCGGUGGCCGCCACGUAGACGUGCCAGUACCGAUGCGCAUGUCUGCCGAAGAGUUGCGUGAAAUCGAUCGGCUCAUCCGGCCGGAUAGGCCGGCGGGCCGGAAGCACAAAGGCCUCGGUUGGGCCGGAUGUCUGGUAGCUGUAUGCCCCGACUACACGACGCUGCCGCCGACUGACGUGCCGGGCGUCUGGUGUGUCGAGAUUAAACCCAAACAAGGAUGGGUGCACGAAGAAGACAUGGCCACCGGUCCCGGUGGGAUCCGGAUGAAGUGCCCGUUCUGCGCGCACCAGUACUUGAAGUUGUGCCGGGGCGACGUCCAGCGGCCGAGCGGUUACUGUCCGCUGGACUUGUUUUCGGGCCGCCGCGAACGGGUUCGACGGGCCAUCCGAGCACUGCUCCGGGAUCCGCAGAACAAUCUGAAAAUAUUCCUGGACGGCGACUCGCUCGUGGCGCGGGACGACGGCUUCGGAGGCGCGGCGAAGGAGGCGCUGGGCUCGGUUCAACGGUUUUGCGAGUUGGUCGAAGGCGCUCUGCUCGGCGACUACGAGGGCGACCGGGAUGUUCCGGUGGACGGAUGGGACGCUUCGGAUGACGACUCCGAGGAGGAGGACCGUAGUACCGCUUCGGGGGCAGUGCCGCCGUCAUGCGACUUCGACGCGGUCCCCAUGCCGAAGCAUUGCGUGCUGCACGAGAUCCUGACGAUGCAGCAGAUGCAAACGACCGGUUUCGUGACCGUGUGUUCCGAGUACGAUGGACGAACUCCGCAAGAUCCGCAAUUCGGUCACGUCGACCGUCUGCGGCCGAACGCCGGAGACGACACUGCCUGGAGCCCGGUGGACGGCUAUCUGGUGGCCGCCACUGCCCGGGACUGUUCAGUGUUCGUUACGUUCCGUCCCGGCAGUUCGUUGACAGCGAUACGCGUCAAGGUGUCCGAUUUGGACCCGAAACCGUUGUCAACCGUUGACAAACACCGGAAUCGCGAUGCAAACGUUUUGUUGGCCUGCCAAAGAUAUUCGGUCGGAUAGUGCAUGGUAUGUCGUGGCCCUAGUUUUGAUGCGAGGGAAGAGCGGGAAGUGGGCUUUAAAAGUGCGAUUAAGUAUUACUAUUUACUUCUUUUAUAAUUACUACUAUAUAAAAUUUCAAAAUAUAUUUUACUCGUGGAUGUA
Molecule: messenger RNA, 1433 nt
Organism: Myzus persicae (green peach aphid)
Lineage: Eukaryota; Metazoa; Arthropoda; Insecta; Hemiptera; Aphididae
Gene: Ipk1
Product: inositol-pentakisphosphate 2-kinase
Exons: 1
Coding region: 24-1292 (422 amino acids)
Biological process (GO): inositol phosphate biosynthetic process
Cellular component (GO): nucleus
Molecular function (GO): inositol-1,3,4,5,6-pentakisphosphate 2-kinase activity; ATP binding
Source: RefSeq, a predicted model, not a curated record